GACAACCUCUCCGCUCACCGGUUACCGCUACAAAAACCUGAAAAAAAUGGCCGCCAUUAAGCCCAUCACUGGUAUGCUCCGCCGGGGCCUCAUUACCGAUCUUAGCAUUGCGCUCGGUCUUGGUCUCGUUUUCAGCAACGCCUUCUGGUAUGGGUUCCACGUCCCGCGGACGAACGCCCGUGACAACUACUACAAGAAGCUUGAGGAGCAGCGCGCUGCCAGGCAAGGGGCUUAGCCGCUCGGGCAGCAUGACCGAGCAGUGGUAGCCUGCCAAUGGCACAAAGAGGGAGGAUAUGCAGCGAUGUGGUAGGGGCAGGAAGUGUGGGACUUAGUGUGUACCAUACGGAUAGACAAACGCCAACAAUUGAGUGUGUGGGCAGAUCUUGUGUCCGUAUCCUU
Molecule: messenger RNA, 399 nt
Organism: Thermothelomyces thermophilus ATCC 42464
Lineage: Eukaryota; Fungi; Ascomycota; Sordariomycetes; Sordariales; Chaetomiaceae
Exons: 4
Coding region: 47-235 (62 amino acids)
Biological process (GO): mitochondrial electron transport, cytochrome c to oxygen
Source: RefSeq, a predicted model, not a curated record